AUGCCAAUCAACGUGGGUGGUCUGAGCUGCGCGUGAAAUUAAAACGUGCGAUGAAGCGCAUUUGACCCAUUUGCCUUGAUUCAAAAAAGUGAUUGUUUUUUCUGGGUACGCAUUUUUUUUUAUGAGAAUUAUGCCGUGUUCGAAGUGAUUCCGCUAAAUUCAAGCACUCAUUGGAAAAAAAGAUAACCAAGUUUUGGAGAGGCAGAGAUGAUUUUGAAUUUCGCGGAAAUUAAUUUGUCAUAAUUUUCUUGUAAUUGACUUUUGUGACGAAUUUCGCUUUGAAAGUUUUCGGAUAUUUUUUACAUUCUUCUGUUUUUUUCAUGAACACUUAAUAUUAUGGAUUAGUCAUACAUAUGUCAGAACUUUAUCCCUACUUAAAAAAACAUUCUUUUUAAAAAUAUUUUUUUCUUCAAAAAAAUUCAUCAACUCUUUAAUUUUUAUUUAUCUCAUCAUUAAAGUCUAAAAUAAAGCGAGAAAAAAUUUUUGAAUUCUUAAUUUAAUAGAGGAAGCGAUAUGGCAGCGAGAGCUUGACGAUUCCGCAGCGACAUGUUGACGAGGUCGCAGCAAGAAGCCUUGACCAUAUCGCUUGCGGCAUGCUGCGAUAUAGUCAUUUAAUUUGGGUAUGUGCGUCAGAUGAUGCAUUUUUCACACGCAAAAUUAGAACUUUCUUUUUCGUAAAGGGCUCGGCUCUCGGUGAACCUGACGCGCUCCGGACGUUUCUCAGCAUUUCGAGGUGUCACAAAGCGCUGAACUCGCUGAAGGGAUCACUAGAAACGCUCAGAAACAUCCGCGGUCAGGUCUGUGCGGUUGACCGUGCUUUGGGCGUCAUUUCUGAGAAAGAGCCUGCGCAGGCUUGAGCCAGGCCAGGCUUUGAAUAAAAAAAAAAAAUUAAUUUUGAUCAAAAAUUUUUUAACUAAAAAUAAUUUUCACUUGUAAAAUCAUAGAUUCUGUUGAACUGCGAGGGAAAAAAUGAACAAAAUUAUGACUUUUGCCGUAAAAAUUCUUGAUAUUCGACUUGAACGAAGGUUGAGCUUUUUGGUCAGAGCCAUUUAUGCUUGAGGCCUCCUUUAGGCCGGGCAGGACUUAAAAAAGGGUCGGAGCCCGAUAGGCUGGCGGGCCGACCCUCGUACAAGCCUGACCGAGGUCCGAGUCAGACAGUUCUCAAUGGAGCAAGCUUUGCUAUACGCGUAAAAGUUUUGCGAGAAAGAAACAUAAAUCCAGUAUUCAAUUAAAGAUAACAUUACAUAAAUAUUUUUUUAUAUAUCUUGCUGUGAUUUUCGAAAAAAAAAGAACUAGCAAAAUUUUUACGUCAUCUACUGAAGUUAUGAAGUGUCCCGCUCAGAUUAUACGACUUUGAAAAACAUUAGCAAACUAUCCCGUUGAAAAAUUCGUGUUCUGAAUAUUCUUUUUUUUGUAAAAAUGUGGAACUAUCGCAAAAUCACUUGUUAAUGUCGUUUCGUUUUCAGCGAACUUUACUAGGAACCUCUAUUGGCAAAUAUAUUUUUCAUUCUGGAGGAAUGAUAGGAUAUCCUAUCGUGUUCCGUUGUUGCGAGUGCACUGUAGAAGAACGUGAGUUUCCUUUUCGAAAAAAUUCGGAAAUUGGAAUGGUUUUCAGCGAAUUUGGAACAUCUUGAAAGUCACAUUUGGAGCCGACAUGUGAAAAAAUUCCCGUUCAAUUGCGCAUUGUGUGAUUAUCCGGCCAUGAACUACGACUCUCUCGCACAUCACUUCGCAACUCAACAUCCGUUCAACGUGGUUAACUAAUUUUUUUUUAAAAUUAAUUUUCAAAACUUCAAAGUUAAAUUCUCUAUGUAUCAAAAUAACAUUUGCAGAACAUCGAGUUCAAACGGAGAAUAGAAGACGAGAAAAGGUUACGAGAGAUGAUUGCCGAAUCGAUUACCGUGCAAAUUUUCGAAGGAGAAGAUGUUCAUUCCGAAGAGCCACCGUUCUAUCCAGAUGUAAGUUGCGACAUUAAGAUCGAAAAUUUUAGCCUCUGAAACUGUAGGAUCUCCAAAUUCAUCAGUUAAAAUUAAUCAAAACGUUUAUAUGUUUGAAAAAAUGUACUGUAAAAUUUUUUCAGACAGGAGAAGACAAUGUUGCAAGUGAAUGUGCAAUCCACAUUGACGCCCCGAACGUAAGUAUUCAUUGAAGUUAAUUUUUUUCUAAAUUAAUUUUUUUCUGGUUUAGGAUGUCGGAAUGUCUCCCAGGAAUUUUUCGCCUAUAGUAAUGAUGCCGACGGACUGUGGCCAGUACAAGUUGAGUUUCUCUUUUUUCGAAAGUUUUCUCUAUCAAACAUAAAAUAUCAAAAACGAUUAUUGCUGUGAAAUCAUGAAUGAAGGCAUUUUUAUUUUUCGCUCACGGACAGGUUCUGUGGCGUGUAGAAGAGUUGCACUCAAGAGAUUUGCAUAAGAAAAAUCAAGUGGAAUUUUUUGGAAGGUACAACUUUUUUUUAAUGGUAGAGUAUCUAGGAGUGUAUGGAAAAUUAUAAAAAUACCUUGAUUAAGUUUUGAAAACACUAAAAAAAUAGCAGUUUUUUCCGUAAACUUUUUUAACAGAUAAAGUCCAAACGACCUCAAAAAGGCCUCAAAAAGUAGAGCCUAAAGCUCUUUUUGGAUUCCUGAAAAGGAGUGUCUCGGAAUCUUUUUUUUUCCUCCUCCUUUUUUUCAACCUCCUUAAAAGGUCCUUUUUCAAAAAAAGGGAUUUUGAGGCCUUUAAUAGACCUUUUAGACCUUGCCCGUCCUUGAAAAAAAAAAACUUCUUUUUCAAAAAUUUUGAAAAAUUCCGCAAUAUUCUUCCGUUCAACUCUGGCGUGUAGGGAGAGAACCAGGAAAUCAUGAAAUCAAUUUAGUUUUUGUUGUUCUUUUUAGGAAAUCGUUGAGGCUGAGGAACAUGUUAAUCAGUUUUCGCUAAUAGAAGAUGAUCUACUCGAAGAGGAACAGGAAGAAGAAGAGGAAGAGGAAGAAGAUAUUGAGCAGGAUGAAAGCAUAGAAUACGUCGACGAAGAAGGCAAUCCCGUGUACAUUGAGCAUGACCUUUGCGACGAAGACUAUGUCAGAAUCUAUUAAGAAAUAAGAUGGUGAAGAAUUUUUCAGUCGAAUCAUCAGGUGCGAGUACUACGGAACCGUCGGCUACAGAAGACGAUAAACAACGUGGCCCUUGGAGACGUUCCUGGGACCUCCAAAAAUACAUUGUAUUUAUCCCUUGACGAUACGGAUGCGAAGUCGAAGAAACGAGAUGAACGUUACAGCUUCGCCUGCGACGUUUGCGGCAAAAUGAUCAAGGUUUUCUUUCCGAUUUCACGCAAAAAUUGGAACUGCGUUCGCACAUUACAGCUUUUGCUUUUUCAACCAUUUUUGCAAACUUGUCGAAGAGAUCUUUUCCAUUUUUGGUCGCGUCAUUUUUAAAAAACAUGCAUGAAAACAAAAGAAAAUAUAAUAAUCUAUGAGAAAACUCUGUAGCGCGAAAAGACGGCGUCCGUCUGUGUUUACUAGAGAAAGUUUUUACUAUUUUAAGCUUUGAAGCGUCUCAAAUCAAAAACCAAUCUAUGGCGAGGAAAAAUCGUAGUACUUCUGACCAAACAUCUUCCAGUUUUUGAGAGAACUAAGAAGAAAAGCGACUGAUUUGAAAAAAGAAAAGCCUUGCGAACACUAUCAAGCCUUUUUUCAGUACUAUUCGAAACUGAUUGAACACAAACGGUCUCACGACGGCGAGCGCCCUUUCGCUUGCAUGUACUGUCCUGCUAGAUUCACUCAGAACGGCGCUCUAAAAUGUCAUAUUCGAUUACAUACCGGUACAUUCUUUUUCAACUUAUAUCCAUAUAUUCAUCUCACAUCGCCCCGAUUUCUGUGAUAUUUCAAGGCGAGCGACCUUACCCAUGCACAUGGGAGUGUGGAAAGUCAUUUGCUUCCUCUUCUGCGCGAGCUUUACACGAAAAAACGCACAGGUUAUUUUUUUGAAAAAUUUUUUUCUCUUUUUCCUUUUCAGUGGCGAACGGUCUUUCAUGUGCGUUUUUAUGCGGGAAAGCUUUCACGAAAAAAAUUCUCACUGCAAUCGGCAUCUCAAGGUUCGUAUCAUCCUUUACUUCUUGAGAUGAUUUUUUUGGAAAGAAAAAUGUUUUUAAACUAGAUAGACUUGGCUCAAGACUUAUUAUAAAGUAUCUUUUUAGUGAGCUUUUAUUCCUAUGCAAAGUCAAGCGGAGUUUUCGAAUAUCAGAGGCUCCACUUUCAAGGAAAAAUCAGUUUUUGCCAGCUUUUCUAGCUCAGGUUCUUUGAAGUUCAUAGAAAUUUCAGAUACGUUCAAAAAGUUGAAAAGCUUGUAAAAAACGUUCAGAGGAUGUCUUUUUUGUAUUUCCGAGUUUCUACAUUUUUCGCUCGUUUUCUGACUUGCCGGAAUAUAAAAAAGUUUUUUUGUCAAUUCAGUGAUGCCUUACAGAAGAGGUUUUCUGUUUCAUAAGAGUGGAAUGUCUCUAAAUUGGCUGAUGAAUUAACUUUCAUUUUAGAGAAACUAUUUUCUUGAUGUAUCAAUAUGAACAUGACCAAGUUUGAAAAAAAAAAACUGGGUCUUUGAAGUUUAUAUCUUUUUAGAAAACAUAUUUUUUAAUAGCCAAAAACAUGAAGAAAGUUCUUCAAGCACGUUAAGAUCAAUGUUUUUUGUCAAUUUUGAGAAGAUUUCUUCUUAUAAUUUUCCAGACUGUUCUAUUUUCAGAACGUGCACGCUCGAGAAAUAGCGAUAGGUCGAAUAAACAUUCCGAUAGGGCUGGAAGCCGUGGGCGACGGCUGCUCAGACCGCCUCCGUGAGCUCGUCAACUCCGUCAUAGGUCCCGAAGAAUCCCCACAGACUUCCGAAUCCAACUUUCAGAUGAUGUACGAGAAGACCGUCAGGCGCGGGAAAACGAGAACGUCGUCUUCAACGGUAGGAAAUCCUACUUCAUUUUAUUUAUUUUCCACCGUCGCCCAGAUUCUUUCUUGAAUUAUUCACUAGUCGCACCGCGUUCCGAAUUUAUUUUGGAUGAUAAAUGCGUGAAGAGUAGGAUAAAUAGAUUUUUUUUUUCGAUUCGGAAUCCCUUUAGAAAAUUUUGGUUUUUUUUUUUGGAAAUGAUGAUGAAAAUUGACUUGCAGGAGGUGUUUCCUGAAAUUUCCCCGCGUCGUCUACACUUGAACGGUCCAGAUUUCUAUGUCCUUUUCAUCGAUUUCUGAAAUGGAAAAAUAAUAAACGUUUGCCAUUCUUUUUACACUACAUGUUUAGGCAGAGGUUUUUCUGAAUGCAGAGAAAGAAAAUCAUCAAAUUUCACUGGGAAAAAGAUCCCUUUUUAAAGAAACUUCGAUUUCAUUAAAUCGCACUGGAAGACUGCAAUCUUGAGCUUCCUUUUCCUGGGCAAUGGAAACUUGCUCGAUGAUUCGAAAAAGAAAAUAAUGAAUGAUCUCAAAGUUUAUUCACCGUGUGCUCGCUGACUAGGAGACAGGUUGAGAUGUACUUCGCAGAGCUUUUUUCGUAGGUUCUGUUCUGAAAGUCGUCAGAAAGAAAAAUAUCUGUCAAACACGAUUGAGCUUUGAGAAAAACCUGGUGUCAAACAUGUGCUGGAAAAACUCGAAAACUAUUACUUAUCAGACGAAUUUCAUUUCUGAACAACACGAAAAAAAUUUCGGAAAAGAUAGUUUUCAACGUUUUUGCAGCACUCAUUUUUCCCAUUUCCCUAACGAAAAACGUCGUUUCACUUUUUUUUUUUGGGAUUUGCUUGAAAAUUGACCAGGACACUCCUGGAUGUACCAGAUGAAGGUAAUGAAAAGCCUAAACCUGCAAAACACUCUAGUUUUUGAAUGAUGAGGACACAAAGUACCCUGGAAAUCGUCGAAACUGACAAACCUAGAAAGUUUGUAGUUUCAACGAAGAUCAAAGAUCCGACCAUUGUCGAAACCCAGCCCGCGGCGCCUUCUUCCGUGCCUGAGGCAAAUGACAUGGAACAAUAG
Molecule: messenger RNA, 5966 nt
Organism: Caenorhabditis auriculariae
Lineage: Eukaryota; Metazoa; Nematoda; Chromadorea; Rhabditida; Rhabditidae
Source: the annotation of a GenBank genome assembly